Messenger RNA from Plodia interpunctella (Indianmeal moth), 2148 nucleotides. RefSeq lists its product as uncharacterized. The record is from RefSeq and is a predicted model, not a curated record. Lineage: Eukaryota; Metazoa; Arthropoda; Insecta; Lepidoptera; Pyralidae. Gene Ontology annotation, molecular function: catalytic activity. Bases 1 to 2148 code for a protein of 715 amino acids. The transcript is spliced from 2 exons.
AUGGUCUUAGCCCACUCACCCCCGCGUAAGGCGGCCAAUACUCGCCCCCCAGACAGGAACCGUAGGAACCUCACCCGCAUCUCCGAGACUCCUACGGACAUUAUCACACAGCAGAGUCCCCCGCCGCUACCCACCACCUCUAGAGCGGGGCAUUCACGCUCUCACUCCCCGCGUAUCUCCCCUCGGUCACCCCCGCCUAGGGGGAGGGCUCAAAGGCGAUCGCCUCUACCCCCUCUGCCGCGAAUAGAUAGCAGAUCCCCGACUGAUCGGCAGCUGUCUACUCCUCCUCCGUCACCGUCUAGGGGGUGGAUUUCGCUUCCUAGCACCCCAUCUAGCAGACAUAACUCACCUAACCCCCCACGCGGGGACGGAGAGGACGAGAUCCCGGCCAGCUGGGAAUCGCUCUCUCCUUCCUCGAUGGCCACCCCCGCACUGGUGCACUCCCCACCCACGCUGAUUCGUCGCUCUCCAAGCCCUACUACUGCACCAACGCCGGCAAUUGCACCAACCCCAGAACCCGCCCCGGCCCCCCCGACCGCUCUUCAAACGGCGUUCAUGCUCAUCGUUGACUCCGCUAAGGAGAUUAUGGCCAAAAUCUCGGAGGGGAAAAGCGUGACUAGCGCUAACAAGAAGCGCAUCAAAGACCUCGCGCAGAACAUCAUGGGCGCCGUAGAGAUGGCCAAAUACGACGAGCCGCCCGAACUCACCAAACCGGUAUCUGACGCCGUCCUCCAAACGAUCCGGGAAACCAUCCGAGAGGAGCUCAAAGCGCAGGCCCCUCCCCUUCCCCCUCCAGCGCCUACUCCGGUGCCUCUUACAAAAUCCUUCGCAUCGGUGGCUGCAACCACCCCCCCACCCAAACGCCCCGCGCCGCGAUCUCCCGUCCAACCGGCGAUGAUCAUCAAAGCCAAGGCGACCGGCGAACAUCAGCCGGUGGUCUACGACGAGUGGCGCAAAAAGAUCACCUUCCGCAACAGCACUUUUGCGCCAUCGCAAGUACGCACCCUGCGCAAUAAUACGGUAAAGGUGAAUUUUGAUAACGCCGCGCAAAGAGACGAAAUUGUGGCAAGGGUGAACAGGAUCCCGGGACUUGUGGCAGAGGAGUCAAGGCUCCGAAAGCCCCUCAUCAUUCUGAAGGGGGUAAGCAAGGAAACGCCGAAAGAGGAGCUGCUGGAUAUAAUCAGCAGCCAAAACCAGGUAGCCGUCGACGACCUCCGUCUCUGCUUCCUUCUAAAGAACAGAAACGACAAAUUCUACAAUGUAGUCCUGGAAGUGGCACCGGCAGUUCGACGAACCUUCGUGGAGGAGGGCCGCGUCAACGUGGAGCAUCAGAGGGUACACGUGGCGGACUUCAGCCGCUUCGUGCAGUGCCGGAAAUGCCUACAGUUUGGGCACACCGGCAAUAAAUGCGAGGCGGAGUUCUACCCGUGCGCCCACUGCGGCUCCGCCGCGCACCAUAUCUCCACCUGUUCCCAUAGAACCGACCCGACUAAAAUGUGUUGCUACAACUGCAAACAAACAAACAGCACAAACACUAAACACUCCGCUCUUGACACUAAAGAAUUUUUAGUGCACUUCCGCGAUAACAACUUCGAUGUGGCCUUGAUAUCGGAACCCUAUGUGGGUAGUGGCCUAGAAGUUAGGCCCCCACCGGGAAUUAAUGUCUACCAAUUUUCAAAUGGCUCCCGAGUCAGAGCUUGCAUCCUUACCAAAUCCACGGUGGCCGCCAUUGGCGUUACGCAGCUAUCCACCGCGAACCUGGCCGUCGCCCGCAUCAACUUUGGUCCCAGAUCCCUGGAUGUCGCCUCAAUUUAUGUGGAACCCGACACAGACAAGGAAUCCACACUGCCCAAAUUAAACAACUUCUUGCGGACGACCAACUCCUCCUUGCGGCUGGUCGGCGGCGAUGUCAAUGGAAGCCAUCAGGAAUGGGGACAUCGCGAUGCGAAUGACAGGGGAGAAGAAGUGGCCACCAUCAUGGCAUCUAACAACAUGGCAGUCUGCAAUGUAGGCGAUGAACCGCGACCGACCGACCGACCGACCGACCGACCGACCGACCGACCGACCGACCGACCAACCAACCAGCGACCUUAUUCCUUGGAAUUCCUUAAUCGUUGGAAGAAAAACAAACAAUUUGUUGAAAUAUAG